Molecule: messenger RNA, 8002 nt
Organism: Mauremys reevesii (Reeves's turtle)
Lineage: Eukaryota; Metazoa; Chordata; Testudines; Geoemydidae
Product: voltage-dependent T-type calcium channel subunit alpha-1G-like
Exons: 40
Coding region: 605-7762 (2385 amino acids)
Biological process (GO): membrane depolarization during action potential; neuronal action potential; sodium ion transmembrane transport
Cellular component (GO): plasma membrane; voltage-gated sodium channel complex; voltage-gated calcium channel complex
Molecular function (GO): voltage-gated sodium channel activity; low voltage-gated calcium channel activity
Source: RefSeq, a predicted model, not a curated record
GACCCUCCCGAGUGGAAGGUGGAAAUGAGUAGGUGGAAAAGCCCUGCUGGAUUACAUAGAGCUGCACUAGUGGGCAAACUCCUUUUAGAAGCCAGGCUGAACAGAGCGUUUUUUGGCUGGACUCAGAAAAACCCAGGUGUAAGAAAUCAUCUGGAUGCUAACCCCACGGAUGUUGCAUUUCCACCGCUAGCCUCCCGCUUGUCCCUUCAGGAAACCACCCAGCUCUCCCCACUAAGAAGCUUGAAGCUCCGUGGCUAGUCUCUGUGCAAGGUGCUUCUCUGUUAGGAUUCCGCAAAGGAGCCAGACCCAGUACCGGAUGGCUUCUGCAAGAAGUGUUGCUGCAGGUCUGAAGAAAAGUGUAUCGUGUAGCUGAACGGUCCAAUGUGCCGAGGGAAUUCAGACAGAAGUUUGUAUCACGCAGAAGUAAUCGUACCAGCUGGUCAGUUCAAGCGGGGAUUGCAGUCAGGAAGGGAAUGGCCAUCCUUAAGGAGACCAGAGUUGGAGAGUCUCAGACAGAAAAAGGCCUGCCUUGUAAUAACUCUGGCCAGCCUGCUGUUCCUUCUUUCCUUCCUCAUUACCUUGGUGCUCUGCCUUCCUUCUAUCUAUGAGUGAACAUGAUGUGUCUAGUUCUAGUAGACCCUUCCCAGAUUGUGUCUUGAAAGGGCUGUUGAUUUCCUUAACGGACCUCCCGUGCACCUGGUUUGAAAGGCUCAGCAUGCUGGUGAUUCUCCUCAACUGUGUGACGUUGGGCAUGUUCCACCCCUGUGAAGACAUGGCCUGUGAUUCCCCGCGCUGCAGGAUUCUCCAGAGCUUUGAUGACUUCAUCUUUGCCUUCUUCGCUGUGGAGAUGAUAGUCAAGAUGAUUGCACUAGGGAUUUUCGGGAAGAAGUGCUACCUGGGAGAUACAUGGAAUCGCCUGGAUUUUUUCAUUGUCAUAGCCGGCAUGCUGGAAUACUCCCUGGACUUGCAGAAUGUCAGUUUCUCAGCUGUUCGGACUGUCCGAGUACUUCGGCCACUCAGAGCCAUUAACAGAGUUCCCAGUAUGCGCAUCCUGGUCACGCUGCUCUUGGACACACUGCCCAUGCUGGGGAACGUCCUCCUCCUCUGUUUCUUUGUGUUCUUUAUCUUUGGCAUCGUGGGAGUCCAGCUGUGGGCAGGGUUGCUCAGGAACCGCUGCUUCCUACCUGAGAACUUCAGUCUGCCCUACACGGUAGAGUUGGAAAGAUACUAUCAGACAGAGAAUGAGGAUGAAAAUCCCUUCAUCUGCUCCCAGCCUCGGGAGAAUGGAAUGCGUUACUGCCGCAGUAUCCCGACACGGAGGGAAGAAGGCCUGGAGUGCACCCUGGACUUUUACGCCUAUAACGACACCACUAACACCUCCUGCGUCAAUUGGAACCAGUAUUACACCAACUGUUCUGCUGGGGAGCACAACCCCUUCAAAGGAGCAAUCAACUUUGACAACAUCGGAUAUGCAUGGAUCGCAAUAUUUCAGGUCAUCACGCUGGAGGGCUGGGUGGACAUCAUGUACUUCGUCAUGGAUGCUCACUCCUUCUACAAUUUCAUCUACUUCAUCCUUCUGAUCAUCGUGGGCUCCUUCUUCAUGAUCAACCUCUGCCUAGUGGUCAUCGCCACCCAGUUCUCUGAAACUAAGCAGCGAGAGAGCCAGCUGAUGAAAGAGCAGCGGGUCCGCUACCUAUCCAAUGCCAGCACGUUGGCCAGUUUUUCGGAGCCGGGUAGCUGCUAUGAUGAACUUCUCAAAUAUCUGGUUUACGUUGCCCGUAAGGCCAGCAAACAGCUGGUCAAAGGCUAUAGAGAGGCAGGGUUCAAAAUGGGUCUCCUCUCCAGCCCGAGGAAUAAGAGUGGGGCUGAGAGGCAGCCAUGCAGACAUCGGCAGAGGAAAAGGUCAUCAGUGCACCAUCUGAUUCACCACCACCACCACCAUCACCACCACUACCACCUGGGUAAUGGGAACCUGCGGGCACCACGCGCCAGCCCUGAGAUCAGCGAUGUGGAAACCAGCUCACUCCACAAUGGCACCAACAGGCUCAUGCUCCCUCCCACAACAUCUAAUCCCCAUCCUGCCCCUAACGCUGCUGCCAGCAACACAGAGUCCGUGCACAGCAUCUACCAUGCAGAUUGCCACUUUGAGCCCAUCCACUGCAGGUCAUCCCUCCCUCAGCCUGGCUUGAGUUUACCAAGCCCAGAGGGGCUCCCCAAGAAUGUGGUUGGCAGGAAGGUCUAUCCCACCGUACACCCAAGCACCUCCCAUGAGAUGCUGAAAGAGAAAAACGUGGCAGAUUCUACAGUGAACCCCGGGGCCAGCAUGCUAACCAACCUUAAUAUCCCUCCUGGGCCGUACAGCACCAUGCACAAGCUCCUGGAGACCCAGAGUACUGGUGCCUGUCAAAGUUCUUGCAAGAUUUCUAGCCAGUGUGGGAAACUGGACAGUGGUUCCUGCAACCCAGACAGCUGCCCCUACUGCAUCAAGACUCUGGCUCAUGACCUGGAGCUCACGGACAAUGAGACGGCGGACUCGGACAGCGAGGGGGUGUAUGAAUUCACUCAGGACGCCCACUACAGCGACCAGAGGGACCCUCAGCGAGGGAAAACCAGGGGCAGGAAAACCAGCCAAAUCCUGGCUUUCUGGAAAGUGGUUUGUGAGACAUUCCGGAAGAUCGUGGACAGCAAGUACUUUGGCCGGGGAAUCAUGAUUGCCAUUCUGAUCAACACCCUAAGCAUGGGGAUUGAAUACCAUGAGCAGCCUGAGGAACUCACCAAUGCCUUGGAGAUCAGCAAUAUUGUCUUCACAAGCCUCUUUGCCCUGGAGAUGCUGCUGAAAGUCCUCGUGUAUGGUCCAUUUGGCUACAUCAAAAAUCCAUACAACAUCUUUGAUGGGAUCAUUGUCGUGAUCAGCGUCUGGGAGAUAGUGGGACAGCAAGGCGGGGGUCUGUCAGUUCUGCGGACGUUCCGUCUCAUGCGAGUCCUGAAGCUGGUCCGCUUCAUGCCUGCCCUCCAGCGCCAGCUAGUGGUCCUUAUGAAGACCAUGGACAACGUGGCCACCUUCUGCAUGUUACUGAUGCUUUUCAUCUUCAUCUUUAGUAUCCUGGGGAUGCAUCUCUUCGGCUGUAAGUUUGCUUCGGAGCGAGAUGGAGACACCCUGCCAGACAGGAAGAACUUUGACUCCUUGCUGUGGGCCAUCGUCACGGUUUUCCAGAUUCUGACUCAAGAAGACUGGAACAAGGUCCUCUACAAUGGCAUGGCGUCUACCUCUUCCUGGGCUGCUCUCUACUUCAUCGCUCUUAUGACGUUUGGGAAUUACGUUCUCUUUAAUCUAUUGGUGGCCAUCCUGGUGGAAGGUUUCCAGACUGAGGAAAUCACCAAGCGAGAAGACGCGAGUGGGCAGUUAAGCUGUAUUCAGCUGCCUGUCGACUCGGCGGUGAAAGGCAAACUGGGAGCAAAAGAACAGGGAGAUGCUUCUAAGUCUGAUUCUGAGGGGGAUCUUUUCCCUCAUAGCCUGGAAGAAGAGGGUGGACUUAAGAAAAACUUGUCAAACCCAGCCUUGAUGGUACUGAGCGACCUCCCAGAGCUGAAGAAGAGUCUGACCCCGCCUCUGAUCAUCCACACAGCUGCCACCCCAAUGCCAAUGCCAAAAAGUGCCGUGUUCGGAGAGGCAGCUCGGGGCUAUGAAUCUCGCAGGGCCAGCAGUGUCUCUGUGGAUCCCAAUGCCUAUGAACUCAAAUCACCGUCCAGCAUACAGAGCUCCCCGCACAGCCCUUGGAGCGCAACCAGCAGCUGGAAUAGUCGCCGGUCAAGCUGGAAUAGCCUGGGACGGGCUCCCAGCCUGAAACGCCGGAGCCAGAGUGGGGAGCGCAAGUCCCUCUUGUCUGGGAACGGGAAGGAGAGUUCGGAGGAAGGGGAAAGCUCAGACGAGGAAAAGUCCAGCCGGGCUGGGAGUGUUAAUGGCUCUUUACCUCACCGCAUGGCGUCGCUGGAAACUAAAGGCUCGUUCGAUCUCCAAGAUACCUUGCAGGUGCCUUCCCUGUACCGAACCAGCAGCAUGCACAGCAGCCGGACCGCUGCAUCAGAGCAUCAAGACUGCAAUGGGAAAACCUCCCCAGGAGUCUUGUUACAGCAGCUCCAGUUGGAUGACGAUGAUGGUGAUGAUGAAGGCAACCUGAGCAAAAGUGAGCGUAUGAAGGCUUGGAUAAGGGCACACCUACCUUCCUGGUGCAAAGAAAGGGAUUCCUGGUCUAUCUACAUCUUUGCUCCUCACUCUAAAUUCCGUCUGAUGUGCAAUAAAAUCAUCACUCACAAGAUGUUUGAUCACAUCGUCUUGGUUAUUAUUUUCCUGAACUGCAUUACCAUUGCCAUGGAACGGCCAAAAAUUGAGCCCCACAGUGCUGAACGAAUUUUCCUAACACUGUCCAACUACAUCUUCACAGUAAUCUUCCUGGCUGAGAUGACAGUUAAGGUGGUGGCGCUCGGCUUGUGCUUUGGGGAGAAGGCCUACCUGAAGAGCAGUUGGAAUGUGCUCGAUGGGGUGCUGGUUCUCAUCUCGGUCAUUGACAUCCUGGUUUCAAUGGUAUCGGACAGCGGCACUAAAAUUCUUGGAAUGCUGAGGGUCUUGAGGCUGCUGCGAACACUCAGGCCAUUAAGGGUCAUUAGUCGAGCACAAGGACUGAAGCUGGUGGUGGAAACCCUGAUGUCAUCCCUGAAGCCUAUUGGGAACAUUGUGGUCAUCUGUUGCGCUUUCUUCAUCAUCUUUGGAAUCUUGGGAGUCCAGCUUUUCAAAGGGAAGUUUUUUGUCUGCCAAGGGGAGGAUACCAGAAACAUCACAAACAAAUCCGACUGUGCAGAAGCCAGCUACAAAUGGGUCCGGCACAAGUAUAAUUUUGAUAAUCUCGGCCAGGCCCUGAUGUCUCUGUUUGUUCUGGCCUCCAAAGAUGGGUGGGUGGACAUCAUGUAUGAUGGCCUCGAUGCUGUAGGAGUUGACCAGCAGCCAGUUAUGAACUAUAACCCUUGGAUGCUCCUCUACUUCAUCUCCUUCCUGCUGAUUGUGGCCUUCUUCGUCCUGAACAUGUUCGUGGGGGUCGUGGUGGAGAAUUUCCACAAGUGUCGGCAGCACCAGGAGGAGGAAGAAGCCAAGAGACGGGAGGAGAAGAGACUUCGCCGGCUGGAGAAAAAGAGAAGGAGUAAGGAGAAACAGAUGGCUGAUCUAAUGCUGGAUGAUGUAAUAAUGGAGAGCUCAGCCAGUGCAGUGCAAGAAGCACAGUGUAAACCCUACUAUUCCGAUUACUCUCGCUUCCGGCUCCUGAUCCACCAGAUGUGCACGAGCCAUUACCUGGAUUUGUUCAUCACUGGAGUGAUCGGCCUCAAUGUGAUCACCAUGGCUAUGGAGCACUACCAGCAGCCUAAGGUUCUUGAUGAGGCACUGAAGAUUUGCAAUUACAUCUUCACUGUCAUCUUUGUCUUGGAAUCUGUUUUCAAGCUGAUUGCCUUUGGGUUUCGCCGGUUCUUUCAAGACAGAUGGAACCAAUUAGACCUGGCAAUAGUGCUGCUGUCUAUCAUGGGUAUCACUUUGGAAGAGAUUGAGGUGAAUGCGUCGUUGCCCAUUAACCCCACCAUUAUCCGGAUAAUGAGGGUGCUAAGGAUUGCUCGAGUGUUAAAGUUACUGAAGAUGGCUGUAGGGAUGAGAGCCCUGCUGGACACUGUCAUGCAAGCACUGCCUCAGGUGGGGAAUCUCGGUCUUCUCUUCAUGUUGUUGUUUUUCAUAUUUGCAGCUCUUGGAGUGGAGCUAUUUGGCGACCUUGAAUGCGAUGACACUCACCACUGCGAGGGGCUAGGGCGGCACGCCACUUUUAGAAACUUUGGGAUGGCCUUUUUAACUCUCUUCCGGGUCUCAACAGGAGACAAUUGGAAUGGGAUCAUGAAGGACACGUUGCGUGACUGCGACCCGGAGUCCACCUGUUACAACACAGUCAUCUCGCCCAUGUACUUUGUCUCCUUUGUGUUGACGGCCCAGUUCGUCCUGGUGAACGUGGUGAUUGCAGUGCUCAUGAAGCACCUGGAAGAGAGCAACAAGGAAGCCAAAGAGGAAGCAGAGCUGGAAGCGGAGCUGGAGAUGGAAAUGAAAACUAUCACCCCAGGCCCAAUCCCAGCCUCAGACCUCUUUGCAUGGACAGGCGGUAAUGGUGGAGAAAGGCCUGAGAGCCCCAGAGGAUGUACCAAUCCCAUGCAAUUCAAGGUGGAUUCUCAGCUCUCGUUAUUUUAUCCUAUGGAAAGACACUUGUUUGAUACCAUAUCACUGCUGAUCCAGGAAUCUCUGGAAGGAGAGUUGAAGCUGAUGGACAACCUGUCAGGCUCUGUGUGCCAUCAUUAUGCCCUUCCAGCUCCUGAAUAUUACAACUCUGAAAAACAGAUCCCUCUAGCUGAGAUGGAGGCUCUGUCUCUGACGUCAGAUAUUCUCUCUGAAAAGUCCUGGUCCUUAGCUCUGACGGAUGACUCUUUUCCUGAUGAUACUAACACACUCUUACUUAAUGCUCUGGAAAGCAAUACUGAUCACCUCUCCAAAGAUGACACCCUGACACUGUCCCCUAGCAAGGACUUGCUGAGUGUAAGAAAGCCUUCCAUAGGUCGCACCCACUCUUUGCCAAAUGACAGCUACAUGUUCCAGCCUCCGUACGCAGGCUCCUGUGCCAACUCCCAAGCCGAGAAGAACGCAUCUCAUCAGAAAUCACAGUCAGGUUCAACAGCCUCCGUGCAGUCACAGCCUGCUGACACCAGUUCUCUCCUGCAAAUCCCAAAAGAUCAUUUUCACCACAUAAGACCUCAUGGCAGUUUGGACUGGGAAAGCAAAUCCAAGAUCCCCCCAACUGUGCAUUCUCCGUCUGCAGAAAGAUUACUUCGUAGGCAGGUGGCAAUAAGGAAUGACUCCUUGGACAUGUAUUGCUCUGAAAGCAAAGAGAAUUUGCAUGCUGAGGGGAAUGAACUCUCUGAUACAAGUGUGCCAGCUGGAUCCACAGAGGACCCAUCAGAAGCAAGUGAAUCGGCCUGCUGGGGCCGAUCAAGUGUUCGCACUCAGCAUUCCCGCAAUCGGUAUAAUAUAUCCAAGCACACACCAGCUUUGUGUGCAUGUACAGGCUCAUAUCAAGAGACACUUAGAGACUCGAUGGACCAAGAAGUAUCUGAAAUAAACAGCUCUUUGGAGCCUUUCACUUCAGGAACUUGUACAGCCUUGAGUGCCUGUUCAGUGGUUCCACCUCUAACUCCCAAGAGGAACAUAGGCAAUAGCAGCAAUGUUACUUUGAAGGACCUGAAGAAAUACUACAGUGUAGAUACCCAGGGUCUUCUCAGAAAACCAUCAUCUUGGUUAGAUGAUCAAAGGAGACAUUCAAUAGAAAUUUGUUCCAUGCAAAACAGCCCUCAGCACCAUUCCACAUCUAGCUCUUCUGGCUUCAUAAGUCAGGUCUUAAGUGAAAUGGAAGGCUUGCAAGGAGCCCGGCAGAAGAAAAAACUGAGCCCCCCGUGUAUAUCUAUAGAUCCACCAGAUGGACAAAGUUUGUUACCUAGAGGAUCUCGUGGUAUUUCACCUCCCAGUGCAGACAUUUGCUUGCGAAGGCGUGCGCCAUCUUGUGAUUCCAAGGACUCAAUGGAUAUAGGAGAUUCACUGCUUCCAGACAGUAUGUCAACAUCUCCUACCCCAAAGACAGACUUGUUGACACUUCCUAGUUUUUCCUUUGAUCAAGCAGAAAUGGACCCCUGAAUUAUAUUUCUGUUGGUGCCAAAUGUUUUUUCUUCCUUUCAUGUAAUAAAAAAAAUACAAAUUAAAAACAAACAAAAAAACCCUCUGUAUUUUCAAAUGGCACUGGGUAAAUAUUUCCAAAGAAAGUUGAAAGAACCAGCUGGUUAAAGAGUGGUUAACCUAUAUCACGCUUACUUAAGCAUAUGUUCUGCUUAGGUAAAAGCAAUACAUUGUGCAGAAUCUAUAUGUAUAUUAUAUUUU